UCAAGUGGUGCUGAUGCUGUGACAAUGGGAGUCAUCCAGAUAAGCAUCAUCUGGACCGAGGGUGCUUGAAACAGCCGGUAGAAUCCCACGCUUCACCCACUGUAACGGGACGGGAAGGCAGCUGGGUAGAAACACGGGGAGGAACCUCCAGCUGCUGCCCAGAAAGGUCUAGUCAUGGGAGCAUUCAGCCGACAGAAGUUUUUCCAAGAGCUUUCUCAUGGCUGCCUGCUGCCUACAGCUCAGCAGGGCCUGGAGCAAGUAUGGCAGCUGCUGGUUAUCUGCCUGCUGUGUCGGCUUCUCUGGAUGUUGGGCCUCCCCACUUUUGUGAAACACCUGGGCACAGUCGCAGGAGGUUUCUACACUCUCUACCUGUUCUUUGAGCUUCAUAUGAUCUGGGUGGUCCUCCUCAGCCUUCUCUGCUACCUCUUCCUCUUCCUGUGCCGCCACUCUACCAUGCGAGGCACCUUCCUCUCCAUCACUGUGCUCAUAUACCUGCUGCUGGGCGAGCUGCACAUGAUGGACACCACCAACUGGCACAAGAUGAGAGGUUCGCAGAUGGUGGUUGCCAUGAAAGCCAUCUCUCUGGCCUUCGAUCUGGACAGAGGUGUCGUGGCCAGUGUACCAUCACCCAUUGAGUUCAUGGGCUAUAUUUACUUUGUGGGCACAGUCAUCUUUGGUCCCUGGAUCAGCUUCAACAGCUACAAAGACGCUUUAGAAGGACGUAAGCUGAGCUUUUCGUGGCUUUUAAAAGUGUCUGUUAGCUGGGUGAAGAGCCAGGUCUGCCUUGUUAUUUCCAACUGCGUGGCACCAUACCUUUUCCCUUAUUUCAUACCGGUCUAUGGAGACAAGUUACUACGAGGCAAAAAGAGAAGAAAGAUCAGGUGGUUGCUGGCGUAUGAGAACACAAUGUCUUUCCACUUCAGCAACUAUUUUGUUGGUUAUUUGAGCGAGACUACUACUACUCUGGCUGGAGCAGGCUUUACAGAGGAGAAGGAAAACCUCAAAUGGGAUAUGACUGUAUCCAAGCCACUGAAUAUAGAGUUUCCCCGGUCGAUGGUGGAGGUGGUAACGUCGUGGAAUCUGCCCAUGUCUCGCUUUCUGCACACCUAUGUUUUUAAGAGUGCUCUCAAAUUUGGGACGUUCUCCGCCAUCAUGGUGACGUAUACAGCCAGCGCCCUUCUGCAUGGUUUGAGUUUUCACCUGGGUGCAGUGCUUCUGUCUCUUGGGUUCAUCACGUACAUUGAGCAUGUGUUGCGGAAGAGGCUCGCAGCCAUUUUCAAUGCCUGUGUGCUGUCAAAGAAAUGUCAGCCAAACUGCACUCACAGGAACAAAAAGAAGCUGUGGGUGUAUUUGAUUAACAUAGCAUUCAGCGCUCUGGCAAUACUCCACCUGACGUACCUGGGAUCAGUGUUCAACUCCAGUGUCGACUACAUGGAGGAGGAUGAGGACGAUGUAACCCAUCAUACUAUUCAGAAGUGGUCCGAGCUGAGCUGGACAAGCCACUGGGUCACAUUUGGAUGCUGGAUAUUGUACCGCCUCAUUCUCUAAUAAUGAGAGACGGAGAAAGUGAAGCAAUAAGGAGAGACGUAAGGCUGGUUCUCCACUUCUGCACUGUGACUUUAUUCCGCCUCAGACCGAAGAGAGCAGACUCAACCUGUAUACAACAAUAAACCAACGCGCAGUGUUGAGAUUGCGCCGCAUGUUGGCUGGGUGAUCUAUUAUUCUAACCUGCCGGGGGACUAGUUUUGAUAUCCAUGGAAUGAUAGCCCACUCCUCCCUCCUUUUCUCCGUAUCGCAUCCUUUUUUAUCCGAGCCGCAGUUGUCAACCCUCAUGUUGUGACAGCAGUUACCGACGUGUCUCACUGUGAGUCACAAUCAAUACCUAUCAGCAUGGUGGAGAUCGGCUGCUCCUUUCUGUGGACACAUGAUAGAGCCCACUAUCUAGGUUUUUUCAGGGUCGACUGCGGCAGAUGUCCUCCAGGCGUGGUUUCCCCCAGCCCCCCCUCACCUCAAAGUGUUUUACAAUCGUAUGUUUAGGUUUGAAGGAUUAGGCUGGUGAUAUUGAUUCUAUGGCUUUCUUAUUUUCAACAAAUCCCAUGGAAAGACAAACAAUACGUUUGCCCGUCUCUCAAUACUUUCUGACCUCCCCAGCCUGUCUGUGGCUCUCAGCCCUAAUCCUAUUCUAUACACUUCAUUUAAAAAAAAGAAGACUGAAUUAUUUUCUAAAACCUGCGGGCACUUAGAUUUUAGCAAAUAUUUUUCAAACAAGAGUUAAACAAUACAUUUGUUUGGAUCUUUUUUAAGCAGCGAAAUAAUACACAUGUUGUGCUCUACUCAGUAUAAAUAUAUAUAUAACAUAACAGCAUGACAGUGUAUGUGGGAUUGACACAAAAUAAAAUGCAGUGACCACGUUCAUUGCAAUCAAGGAACAUGUCACCCAGGUCCAGGGCAACAGUGUGGCUCAUUGAUACAUUUUGGACAACAACGGAAGUCAAUGACACAGAAGAAUAAGCUGCAUGAGGCACUGGCUACAGAGGCAACACUUGUUAGUAGAAUAAAUUAAUGAAUGGUUUGGGUCUUUUCAUGGGAUUUGUUGGCAAUAAGAAAAGUGUAGAAUAUCGCCACCAGACGUAUCCUUUCACAGAGCUUGUCUCUCAAGCAUGUGUAAGACAACACAGAGUUUCCUUUUGAAUGAAAAGAGCACAUGUUAUGGUUAUGAGGCAGCAAUUCCAAUGUAUAAUGAAUUCCCCUUUUUGUGAAUUUUAGAUAAAGAAAAUGAAUCCGUAAAUCUAUGAACUAACUUUUGUGGUGACAUUUGCUAAUGGGGUUUGUAUUUUGUUUUGUGUUAUUUUGAUAAUUUCCUUUACAUUUAGUUAUUUGCCUUUGCUUAGAAAAGGUCUUAUUAGUAUUUAUGUAUUACAUUUGAACAACUCUUUCACUCUUCAGUAUUGAAAAUAAAGGUUUAGAAUCAGGGUAUUUCACACGUUACUGUAGGGGAAAAUGUUUAAACUUCUCUUCCAAUAGUAGGUGGAAUUAUGAAGUUCACUAUAUUAAAUAUUUAUCCUUAAGUACAGAUUUGUAUUACACUGCUGCUUUUAAUGGUGCAUUCAUGUAAUUGAUGAUUAACUGAGGAAAGAAUCAAAUGAGCAUCUGUAUCAGAUUGUGUUCACGUUCUGUCUAUAUAUCUUUCUUAAAUCUGGACUGUCAAAAGGAUUCGCUUCUUGACUAAGAUGUAGUGUUUUAGAUUAGAGCCCGAAUGUUUGUUCAUGCCUGAGAACAAGCGCUCAGUCUCUUAGGACCUAAUACCACUCAAUCCGACAGUAUUUUAAAUAUUAUUCUGAUAUUAACUUUAAGCCGACUUUUUCUCCCUGUAAAUGUGA
This is a messenger RNA of Perca flavescens (yellow perch), 3380 nucleotides long. RefSeq names its product protein-serine O-palmitoleoyltransferase porcupine. Bases 175 to 1548 code for a protein of 457 amino acids. The transcript has 14 exons. NCBI's taxonomy places the organism in Eukaryota, Metazoa, Chordata, Actinopteri, Perciformes, Percidae. Gene Ontology annotation, biological process: Wnt protein secretion; protein palmitoylation; lipid modification. Gene Ontology annotation, cellular component: membrane; endoplasmic reticulum. Gene Ontology annotation, molecular function: palmitoleoyltransferase activity; Wnt-protein binding. The record is from RefSeq and is a predicted model, not a curated record.